Molecule: messenger RNA, 1917 nt
Organism: Rhodamnia argentea
Lineage: Eukaryota; Viridiplantae; Streptophyta; Magnoliopsida; Myrtales; Myrtaceae
Product: peptide-N4-(N-acetyl-beta-glucosaminyl)asparagine amidase A
Exons: 2
Coding region: 1-1872 (623 amino acids)
Cellular component (GO): vacuole
Source: RefSeq, a predicted model, not a curated record
AUGCAGCUGCCCACCACCACAGCCGCCAUCCUCCCCCUCCUCCUCCUCCUCACCGCCGCCGCCGGAGCCGGAGCCGGAUCAUUCCCCGACCGCUACCACAAGCCGCCCUGUCUCUCCGCCCACUCCCACUCCCACUCCCACUCGCCCCAGCAAUACAUCGAGCUCACCCACCCCCUCCCUUCCUCCCUCCUCGCUCCCGCCUGCACCCACCGCAUCGUCGCCCAUUCCUUUGCCAAUACCAUCGACUCCCCUCCCUUCUCCGCCCCCUACUCCCCACCCCCGCCCUCCCUCUGCCCCACUCCGCCCUGGUCCUCCGUCGCCCUCGAGCUCUCCGUCUCCUCCCGCGGCGACCAGUACGACCGCAUCGCCGCCGUCUGGCUCGGCGGCGUCGAGCUCCUCCGCACCAGCACCGCCGAGCCCAACGAGGACGGCAUCUUCUGGAGGGUCCGGAAGGACGUAACGAGGUUCUCCUCUCUCCUGUCCCGGUCAAACAUCGAGGUCACCAUGAUGUUGGAGAACAUCAUCAACGACGAAUUCACCGGAAUCUACCACGUCAACGUCACUCUUUUGUUCUACUCCUCGGACGGUGGCAAUAGACCGAGGGUUUCGACAAAUCAGCUCUCCGAUCGAGGAUUGAGCUCGAAAUCAGGGCUUGGAUUGGAGGAAUUCGGAGGGAACAGUGGAGCUGCAACUGAAGAUAGCGUCAAUUUAGCUACUCUAGGUGCUGCCACGUGGAAUUACAAUUCGCCACCGCCCGAUCUGAUCCUUCCUGUGUCGGAUGAUGGAGAUCGAGGUUCUUGGUACAGGAUCGAGAGGGCGUCGGACUUGCAUUCGAAGACGAUUCGGAUUCCCGCGAACACGGUUCGCGCGGUUCUCGAGCUGUGCGUGUCGUUCCACGGGAACGACGAGUUCUGGUACUCGAACCCUCCGGAUUCGUACAUCAGGGAGAACAACUUGACGACGGGUCGCGGCAAUGGAGCUUACAGGGAGGUCUUGGUGAUGAUCGAUGGGAAUUUGGUCGGCUCGGAGGUUCCGUUUCCGGUCGUGUUCACAGGAGGCAUCAACCCCUUGUUCUGGGAGCCCAUUGUCGCGAUCGGCGCAUUCAUCCUCCCUUCCUACGACAUGGAGUUGACGCCUUUCCUCGGGAGGCUUUUAGAUCGUAAGGCACACGAAUUGGCGAUCGGGGUCGCUAAUGGGAUUUCGUAUUGGCUCGUUAAUGCGAAUUUGCACCUGUGGCUAGAUCACGGGUCGAAGAGGGUCCAAGCGAAGUCCGUGGCGUACACCCCUCCCGCACAUAAUGUGGAGCGCGAAUCGCAGUUCAAAGAGCUCGAUGGAUCCUUCAAGGUGAAGGCAAAGAGGAAGGCGCAGUUUGCAGGUUGGGUCGAGUCGAGCGCCGGGAAUCUGACCACGAUAGUGUCGACGGAGUACAGAGUCAAGAACUCGAUCAGCUUCACUGGUAAUGGGACCUAUAAGCUUGUUAAGCAGAAGAUGAAGGCCAAGCGAGAAGUCAGGAUCAGGAAGGGAGCCGGAGUCACGCUCUCCCGCGCGGUCGUCAGGAGGAGCUACCCGCUUCGCGUGAUCACCUCGACCCUACCGGGGUCUAAGAAAGACACUUACGUGCUGGUGACCAACCUUUCGCACGCGCUGAUGCAGAGGUACUCCGACGGGGAUUUACGGAGCUCGGUUCGCAAUGUGCAGGACUCUAGGGGUUGGAUGGAGGUGAAGGAUCACAAUGUCCUCUCGGGUACAGCCGGCACUAAGCAGAGCUACAGCUUCAGAGAUGAAUUCUUUUGCUACUCGAGGAAGGCGGAAGCCGCCGACGGCAAGCUCAUCGGAGACCAUUCGACGUUCGCUUGUGCGGGCUCAUUGUGACUAUGCUUGUCGUUCCCACUGUUAUGUCUUUACAGAUUUUUUUUU